Messenger RNA from Xenopus laevis (African clawed frog), 4774 nucleotides. RefSeq names its product collagen alpha-6(IV) chain (gene col4a6.S). NCBI's taxonomy places the organism in Eukaryota, Metazoa, Chordata, Amphibia, Anura, Pipidae. Gene Ontology annotation, cellular component: basement membrane; collagen trimer; extracellular matrix. Bases 337 to 3075 code for a protein of 912 amino acids. The transcript has 22 exons. Gene Ontology annotation, molecular function: extracellular matrix structural constituent. The record is from RefSeq and is a predicted model, not a curated record.
UCACUGCAUGGAGCCGUGCUGAUGCAAAGAGCGUUAACAGGCGGGUAGUCCCGCAGCUCUCUGUCUCACCCCCUCAGCCUAAAGCUCACUCCGAAUCAUCGCUUCUAUCUUCGUUGUAUUGUAGGUUCAACAGGCACACCCCUUCUAGACUUUCAUCGCGGAGUUCCGAGCAGCCGAUUUCAAUGAACCCCCUGCGCGGAACUCUCUAAAGGGAGAACGACAUAGGGGCGUCAUCUUCGCUCUCUGCGUCUCUUCUGUCUAGAACGAUGGUGACACGGGAGGAAAAAAGUUCUAUCAGGGGCCAUGUGCCGGACGAGAUUGUAGUGGGGGCUGCAAAUGUUUUCCAGAAAAGGGAGCUCGGGUUUUGAUGGAAGACCUGGACUGAUGGGUGCUAAAGGAGAACAGGGUACUCCUGGUUUUCCUGGCAGUCCAGGUCCAAAAGGUCAGCCUGGCUUCGGAGGGUCAAUUGGGAUUAAAGGAAAACAGGGUCCUCCUGGGGAUAUUGGAUACCCUGGACCACCAGGCUGCCAAGGUUUUCCUGGAAUUAAGGGUUUACCUGGAGAUAGAGGCAUUCCUGGCAUAGCUGGAAUGAAGGGACGCCCAGGAGGUCCUGGGGAUGCCGGACGUCCUGGUGAAAAAGGUCUUCCUGGGCAACCUGGACCAGGUGGCCGUGAAGGUCUUCCAGGGUUCCAAGGUCUUGAAAGUGAGAAAUGCUCUCCUGGUGUGAGGGGAUUUGCCGGAAUGCCUGGUAUUCCAGGGCUUCCCGGAGUAAAUGGGUAUAAAGGAAUUUGUGGCUCACCUGGAAGAGAUGGACAAAAAGGAAAUGAUGGCAUGAAGGGAGAUAAAGGUUUACCUGGUGAACCUGGUCUACCAGGUCCUGUCAUACUACCACCUCCCGACCUUCAUUCUAAAGGGGUUCAGGGAGAACCAGGACCAAGUGGCCCUCCUGGAUUUAUAGGACCUAGAGGUGAUAGAGGUUUUCCUGGACUUCUAGGAUCACAGGGGAACCCUGGCUUUCCAGGAAGCCCAGGCAUAGAUAAAGGUUUUCCAGGUGACCCUGGAUUACCUGGAGCAUUUGGAAGACCAGGAUUUCCUGGUCCAAAAGGAGAACCUGGAAUAAUUGGAUUUCCAGGAAUGCCUGGCCCAAAUGGUGCUGAUGGUAUCCCUGGAGUUUCUGGUUUUCCUGGCAGUCCUGGACUACCUGGACCAAAAGGAGAAAGAGGCGAGACUUUAGGACAACCUGGACGCCCAGGAGUUAAAGGGAAAACUGGUGUACCAGGAGUUUCAGGUCUAAGAGGUUUUGAUGGCAUGCCAGGAGAUGUUGGGACAUUAGGAAUAACAGGAAAUCCCGGACAAAAGGGUCUUCCAGGAGAGCUUGGACGGAUAGGACAACCAGGAAAUCCAGGACACCCAGGAUAUAGAGGCAACCCUGGAUUAGUGGGUACUCCUGGAUUACCAGGAUCUCCAGGGUUUACAGGAUCCCCAGGGGUACCAGGUCCUAAAGGUUUUCCUGGGCCUCCUGGUAUUGGUGGCUUAAAUGGCUUGGCUGGAAGUAAGGGGACCCCUGGAACACCAGGGCUUAGUGAGGCUGGACGACCAGGAUCCCCAGGAUUUCCAGGACCAAAAGGUGAAAGAGGUUCUCCAAACACUAUAUCAGGCCAACCAGGAUUUCCUGGACCUAAAGGAUUUCCUGGAGAAAGAGGUCUUCCUGGUGUUGUUGGCUUACCUGGUCUUCCUGGACCACCCGGCUUCUCAUUUCCCUCCUCCAUCCCAGGGAGACCCGGUGACCCUGGCCCUCGUGGACGAGAUGGGGAAGCAGGACUUCCUGGCCUGCCAGGACCACGUGGACCUCCUGGCCCAGGAUCUAAUCACGGGGAUUCAGGAUAUCCAGGCAUUCCUGGCAGAACUGGCACAAAGGGUGAAAACGGAAUAUCAGGAAACCCGGGAAGCCCUGGAGCUCAUGGACUUAAAGGCCUGGGAGGGGAUCCAGGCUUCAUUGGUAGCCCAGGCAAGGAAGGUUCUGUAGGAGAUUCUGGUUUUCCAGGACCUAAGGGAGAAAGGGGCAACCCAGGACUCCCUGGUUCUCGAGGACGGCCUGGCCCACCCCCAUCAAUAGAGGAUUACCAGAUUCCUAUUGGAUUACCAGGUCUGCCUGGAAUUAAUGGUUUUGAUGGGGUUGCUGGGGAAAUCGGACCACAAGGACCAAAUGGACCAGCGGGAGGGAAAGGAUUUCCAGGCAGAUCUGGGCAAAUGGGAAGAAGUGGCCCACCUGGCGCUCAUGGUCCUAUUGGUGAUCCUGGUGAACCUGGUAUUCCUGGGUCUUCUGGUCUUGAAGGUUCUCCUGGUAAACAGGGUGCAGUUGGCUUACCUGGAAUGCCAGGACGGAGUGUGAGUGUUGGAUACACAUUAGUAAAGCUCAGUCAGUCUGAACAGGUUCCUCCAUGUCCACUUGGAAUGGCCAGGCUGUGGGAUGGCUAUAGCUUGCUGUAUGUGGAAGGGCAAGAAAAGGCUCACAACCAAGACUUGGGUCUUGCUGGUUCCUGUUUGCCUCGAUUCAGCACCAUGCCAUUUAUUUACUGCAACAUUAACGAGGUUUGCUACUAUGCUAGCAGGAAUGACAAAUCUUAUUGGCUCUCUACCACGGCUCCUAUCCCUAUGAUGCCUGUGGGCAGCACUGAGAUUAAGAACUACAUAAGCCGCUGCUCAGUUUGCGAGGCUCCUUCCCAAGCUGUUGCUGUUCAUAGUCAGGAUAGCACAAUCCCACAAUGCCCUGAUGGUUGGAGGAGCCUCUGGAUUGGAUGCUCUUUUCUCAUGCACACAGCCGCAGGUGCUGAAGGUGGUGGUCAAUCCUUGGUAUCUCCAGGUUCCUGCCUUGAAGAUUUCCGGGCCACUCCAUUUAUUGAAUGCAGCGGAGCAAGAGGAACCUGCCAUUACUUUGCCAACAAGUACAGCUUCUGGCUGACCACUGUGGAAGAAACACAACAGUUUUCUAGAUCGCCCACUUCUGAAACGUUGAAAUCUGGUCAGUUGAGAACACGUGUGAGCCGUUGCCAGGUGUGUAUGAAGAACUUGUAGCACAGCAAUCCUCCUAAAAACAACUCCUGCACUUGAGUUCUGUGUAGAAAUAGCACAUGAAUUAGCCAGAGUGACCCACCAAUGGCUACUAGGAGUUUCUUGAUGACUGAACCCAUCAAAUGUCUACUGUAAUAUGAGUCCAGAGACAAGUCACUCAGUACAAUGAAGUGGACAGACUAAUCUUUUUUUAAAGAUAUUUUAUGCAAUAAUGGUGCUGAAAUAUUUUUUAAUGAAUAUUUUUCAUGGUGCAUUAUUCAUGGCUACCUCAAAAAGACCUUCAGUAACUUCGCAAACACAAAGUUGGAUAUAAACAAACCCCUACAAUCUUGCACUGCUGUCCUAGCUUUGUUUAAGAUAUUUUUUAGUCGUCCAUGAAUGAAUUUGAGAAACCCUGCUUUCCACACUGAGAACAUCACUACUAAGAAACUUUUUCCAUAACUGGGAUCUGCUACUUGAUGAUGCAAACGAAGGCAGCAACGCCCUACUUAAGACUACUAUUACAUAUGAAAGCAUUUUCUCUUUUGGUGCUAUUCUACUCUCAUGACCUCCAAUAGGUAGCCACACACAAAGGAUUGCAAUGGGAAUCUUUUGGUACUUUCCUUUUUUUGAAGUUUGGCUUGUCUAGUGACUCAUUUACAAUCCAUGGGACAAUAUUAUAUAGUUAUAUGUAAAGUUUAAUAGAAGAUUCAUUAAAUUCAUUUUUUUUUAUUUAGCUACAAAUAAUGAAAUGAAUUGUACAAAACCAUUGGUUCAGAUACCAAACCAAACCUUAAUUUGUAAAUUAAAAUGUGAGCAUAUUUUGUCAAAACUUCUGUAAGAAAUAGAAACCUGUAACAUGUUUUAAAUACAGAAUCUGACCCAUUUAAGUUCAGUUGGUUUGGCCAAAUACUAAGACAGGGCUCUCAGCCUUUUUUAUAUGAGGCCAAGAUCAGUUCUAGAUGUCAGAUUUGUGACUCAAUAUAUAGUCUAGGAAUACUGCUAUAUCUCCUUGUAAUUACUAUUAUCUACUGUAUAAGCAUGUUUUAGUCUGUUAAACUGGUCAUAUGCUGCAGUGGGCCAAAUUGGGCUCAUCCAUUCUUUUGACGCCUGGGCCAACAAUCAAAUAAUAAGAGGGGCCUAUAGCAAUCGGUCAGGUAAGGAUCAUAUCCAUCAGGCAGGUCAGUCGACUAAUGAGAAUCCUUGCAAGGACUUGUGGCCACCUAUAUUAUGUUUCCUGAUUCACAGGUUGACAAUCUACAGUAUGUGCUGUGUUCGACCAAUUUAAAAUAAUGAUACCCUGAACCAAAUCCUGAAUUUUGUGCUUCCUUGUCUUACCCUUAUUAUUAGCAUAUCAUGGUCUUUCAGAGGUAGCCUUGGUGCAAUCAUUUAAUAUUUAUGCACAUUUUACUAUUUUCACAGCCACCUCCCCUGCAGUCUUCUCUUCACACUAUAAAUUUGUACAUUUAAGUUAAUCAGACCCCCUUUUUUUAGUAAGGCCUACUUUGUAUUGUUUUUAUUACAUGUGAUUUAGAUAUAUCUUGAAUGCAGUUGCACAAUUGCUUAGUUGGAGAUGUAGCUAUUGUUCUAUGAAAUCCAGAAAGGACACUAAAGGAUAUGGGCAUCUUUUGAAAUAAAGAGUAUUUUAAACCAGAGUUGUACAGAGUUGAUAUUCUGGGCCAAAACCACAGUGCAAAUUUCAAUAAAAAGACUUCUGAUUGAA